Cylicocyclus nassatus is the source of this 453-nucleotide messenger RNA. NCBI's taxonomy places the organism in Eukaryota, Metazoa, Nematoda, Chromadorea, Rhabditida, Strongylidae. The record is from the annotation of a GenBank genome assembly.
AUGUCUAAGUACAUGAAAACAUUUGAUGGAUGUAAGAAUGCUUCUCGUGGCAUGCUUUACUGCGUUUUCAUAUCUUUUGUGGCCGUCCCCGUCUUCGCCGAUAAAUGGACAAGGUGCAACAUAGGAUAUUUCUUAGAAGAUUGGGUGGAAUUCUUUGACAGAGCAAUUGAAAGACGGUGCAAAUUGCGAGGGAAAAACUUGACAAUGGAGUACCACUGUUACCAAGAAUAUGACGCCUAUAAAUACACAAAAGGCGUCAAUGCUAAAGCUGGGAUUGAGCAAAAUAUGUUCGCUGCUCUUAUCAGGACAACAUGGAGCGGUAGAAAGCUAGCUAAGUUGGCAAUCAGACACUGGGUUAACAAAUUUGGACUUUGCACGAGUGAGGUGAAAUGUGUGCUGAAAUUGAUUAAUCCGAUUAGGCCAAAAGAGAGAAGACAUGUAGAAAGUCUUUAG